AUGACACUGCAAAGGCCAAGACAGUACGCUCAGAUCCCACCGCCAGGGGGAACUGUCUUCGUACCUGCUUUCAGGGAUACGCCUCCCCAGUACCAAUUACAUGCUAACCACAACAAUGCAAACGCUUCCCCCGACUUUCCAGCCCUGGUCAUGGAAAUUUACUCAAAGAUGGACAGUCUCAAGCAGCACGUCGAGGAUAGGAACCGGGUUAUCGCAGAACUGAAGGGCGAGAAUGUCGAUUUACAGCGACAGGUCACGGAUCUGCAAGGGCAGAUUACAGAACUUGAGCGUAGAUACGAGGUCAUCCAUGGCUGGUUGUCCGACGACACCGAAUACAUGGACCGUAUCCGUCUUCGACAUAUCCUAGACCGUGGCCCAAGCAUUUGCUAG
Messenger RNA from Guyanagaster necrorhizus, 390 nucleotides. RefSeq lists its product as uncharacterized. The transcript has 2 exons. The record is from RefSeq and is a predicted model, not a curated record. The coding region runs from base 1 to 390 and encodes 129 amino acids. NCBI's taxonomy places the organism in Eukaryota, Fungi, Basidiomycota, Agaricomycetes, Agaricales, Physalacriaceae.